AUGGGGAUUCCUGAGUUGUGGGAUGUCUUGAGGCCGGGCUUUGACAAGAGAAUAUCUCUUGAAGAGUUAGUUGAUCAAUAUAUCAAAAAACUUGGUCGGCCGCCAAGAGUAGCCAUUGAUGCAUACAUGUUCAUAUUUCAUUCUGAUCAUAGCUCUAUUUCCACUGAUGAUAAAACAAGAGUUUUAAUCCAAAAUUUCAUGUCAAAAAUUCUUGCUUUAAUUGGAUUAAAUAUUUCAGUGAUUGUAGUAUUUGAUGGGGUAUCAAAACCAGAUAAAACUCGUACAGGGAAGGCGUUGGAUUAUGAGGAAGAAUUGGAAAAGUUUCAGCACAUGGUAUACUUUUCGGAACCAAAUGAAUUUGUUGAACAGCUAAAAGAUAGUUUGAAAGUUAACAAGAUUGAAUAUUUACAAGCGGCUGGGGAAGCAGAGGCACAAUGUGCAUACAUACAAAAGUUGGGGAUUGUAGACUUUGUUAUAACUAACGAUGUUGAUAGUCUAAUCUUUGGUGCUACUCAGGUUUUGAGAAAUUACAGUCGGUUUGUUGAAGACAUCGGUCACUCUCCAAGUAAAAAACUGGCCACUUUGAAACAGAGAUACUAUGUCACUCCAGUAAACAUGAAGAGGAUUGAAGAAAUAACAGGGUUAAAUAGAGCCAGAUUGGUAUUUUUGGCUUCGUUGAGAGGGGGUGAUUACUCAUCAGGUGUGAAAAGGAUGGGCAUAACAAAUGCUAAAAACUUGGCGCUAAGUGGUACGUUAUUUGGAAAGUUUUACAAUCGAUCAUUAACCAAACAGGAAUUGAAAGAGGCAAAGAGUGUGGACCUGGUACCUACAGAACCGCCUCCAGACUUUGCAGAAGAGUUAGAAGUCUGCUUUGUGAAAAAAGAUGUUAUAUCGAUACAUCCUUGGAACGCUAGGAAAGAUAAACAAACAAGAGAACUUUUAUUUUCUAGAUUAUUGAAAAGUCUCAACGAGUCAUUGCAUAUUUCCAACAGAGACAUAUUCGGACGAGGUGUUACAAUCACUGAGAAAUUUGUAUUUGAUGAAUAUUAUGUGCUCUUGUAUUUCUUCCCAUUCGUGCAGACAAAUUUGCCUGUGUUUUUACCUUGGACGUUAAGCUCAGGAGAGCUAGAAAUAAACUUUCAAAUAUUGUUGGGAACCACAUAUAAGGAGGAACUUUCUCGCCUGAGCGAAGUUGUGAAUGUAGAAUUUGAUGAGGACACACCCUUGAUAGUGCUGAGUACUGACCACCUUUUUAUACCCAAAACAUACAGUUGGCAAAUCAAGUACAUUAUAUUCAAAUUGGCGUCACAUACCAGUUUGGUAAAAAUUACCAAUGAAAAAAUAGAGGAUGGCAUCGAAAAGGUCAUGUUCAAGUACGAUGAGCGUGAAGUCCGCAACAUUUACCCAAUGUCAGUUGAAGCCAGACGAGCCAUUGGAUCACCCGAAAAGCUCAAGAUGGAUGAUGAUACAAUUAAUUACAUUUGGAUUCCUACAUCCUUGGCAAAAAUGUAUUGUCCUCAAUUACUUGAUGAAUAUGAACAAAGAAAGAAAGAAAAAUUACACAGUAAGAAAAGCAAAAUAUCACCGCAAAGGACAACUUUGGACAUGUUGGAACACUCUCCAACAAAGAGGUUCCGCAACGGAUUCGAUUUGUCUCAACCUAUUCCUUUUGAAAUGAAACCAUCAAUUUCUCCACCCAAACGUCUGCCAUCAAAGGGCAAAGUAAAGAAACCGUCACCAAAAAAGCCACCAACUGAGAUUGAUUGUCAAAGAAAACUAGACUACUUUUUCCAAGCAAAGAAAGAUAUUGGCAACAAUCCGUUUCUUGAUAGUAGAUGGUCGACAGAAUGA
Lodderomyces orthopsilosis Co 90-125 is the source of this 1851-nucleotide messenger RNA. RefSeq names its product crossover junction endodeoxyribonuclease. The coding region runs from base 1 to 1851 and encodes 616 amino acids. Gene Ontology annotation, cellular component: nucleus; cytoplasm. The record is from RefSeq and is a predicted model, not a curated record. Lineage: Eukaryota; Fungi; Ascomycota; Pichiomycetes; Serinales; Debaryomycetaceae. The transcript has a single exon. Gene Ontology annotation, molecular function: 5'-flap endonuclease activity; 5'-3' exonuclease activity.